AUGUCCUGCUUUCAGUUGCCUGAUGGAAUUUGUGAGGAUAUUGAUUCUAUGGUGCGUAACUAUUGGUGGGGUGAGAGGGAGAACAAGCGGAAAAUUCAUUGGAAAAAUUGGCGAACAUUGUGUGACCCAAAAUGGGUGGGUGGGAUGGGGUUUCGUAGCUUGAAAGCAUUGUUGGCCAAACAGGGGUGGAGGUUGAUUUCGGUGCCGGAUUCUUUGGUGGCCAGAAUUUUGAAGGCUAAGUAUUACCCUCGCACAACGUUUCUUCAAGCUAAUGUUGGGUCGAAUCCCUCAUUCACAUGGAGGAGCAUUUUUAAUGCAAGACUGCUUUUGGAAGCCGGGUUGAGAUGA
Messenger RNA from Camellia sinensis, 348 nucleotides. Lineage: Eukaryota; Viridiplantae; Streptophyta; Magnoliopsida; Ericales; Theaceae. The record is from RefSeq and is a predicted model, not a curated record.